AUGACCUCGCCACUAGAGCCAGAGUCCCAGUCCAAGUCCAAGCCACAGCUCCCAAAGAUCGCAACACCAGCUGAAGUCAAAGCCAUUCUCCUCGCCAAUUGGCCCUGGGAGGGCAAUUGGGGAGGAAUGAUGGACAGGAUGAUGGAGGAUAUGCGACAGAUAGGCAUGUUGGUUGAGUGUGAGGGUCAGGAGGGGUAUUUUCAUGUUAUUUGGCCGAGAGGGGUGGAGAUGGAAGAGAUGGUUGUGGUUGAGAAGGAGGGCAAGGGGAACGCCCAGGGGGGAAAUGGAUGUUGA
Messenger RNA from Cadophora gregata, 294 nucleotides. RefSeq lists its product as uncharacterized. NCBI's taxonomy places the organism in Eukaryota, Fungi, Ascomycota, Leotiomycetes, Helotiales, Ploettnerulaceae. The transcript is spliced from 2 exons. The coding region runs from base 1 to 294 and encodes 97 amino acids. The record is from RefSeq and is a predicted model, not a curated record.